This is a messenger RNA of Pediculus humanus corporis (human body louse), 819 nucleotides long. Its product is annotated as bric-A-brac, putative. The transcript has 5 exons. Gene Ontology annotation, molecular function: protein binding. Gene Ontology annotation, cellular component: nucleus. Gene Ontology annotation, biological process: regulation of transcription by RNA polymerase II. NCBI's taxonomy places the organism in Eukaryota, Metazoa, Arthropoda, Insecta, Psocodea, Pediculidae. The record is from RefSeq and is a predicted model, not a curated record. The coding region runs from base 1 to 819 and encodes 272 amino acids.
AUGAUCAAUCGGUCAUCGGAGUGUUUUGAUAACAUAGAUGACCAAUUUUCUUUAAAAUGGAACAACUUUCAGUCAAAUCUGGCGACAGGUUUUCACGAUCUUUUACAAGAAGAAACUAUGGUGGAUGUCACAUUAGCCGCCGAAGGAAAAAUAUUACACGCCCAUAAAAUAAUAUUAUCAGUUUGCAGUCCCUAUUUUAAAGAUCUCUUUAAAGUUAACCCGUGCCAGCAUCCCAUAGUCAUAUUAAAAGAUGUUGGGCACCAAGAAAUGGCUGAUAUGUUAGACUUUAUGUAUAGGGGAGAAGCCAAUGUUCGGCAAGAAGACUUAGCAGCAUUUUUAAAGUUGGCAGAAACUUUAAAAGUAAAAGGCUUAGCGGGAGACAGAGCUGAGGAUGAUGACAUUCCUCCACCAUCUUCACAAGCUUCUAGAAAGUCAUCUGCACCACAAGUUCCUAAAAAGAAAAAAGUAAUAGAAACUUCAGUAUUUGAAUCUGAUGACCAUGAUCCCGGAGACACUGAUCUAAAUUCUGGGGGAGGAGAACCCAGAAGAAAAAAGCGAAGAGCACCUUCUCCUAAGACUGAAUCUGUGAUGCCAUCCCCUAGUAGUUCAAGUGCCCAACCCUUCCCUUUAGCAAAUCCAAAGCAAGAAAUCCCAGAUCCAGAAGAAAUACAAUUAAUAGAUGAGAAUGAUGAUGUAAAUGACCCUUUAGUACAAUUAAUAGCAGGACAGGGAGCGAAACAGGAGCAAGAUCACCACCACCACCACCAGGAAUUUGAUGAUUCUAAUUUUGAAAACACAUUAGAAGACCCAGGUAAUUAA